Plasmopara halstedii is the source of this 516-nucleotide messenger RNA. RefSeq names its product v-type proton atpase proteolipid subunit. Gene Ontology annotation, cellular component: proton-transporting V-type ATPase, V0 domain. Lineage: Eukaryota; Oomycota; Peronosporomycetes; Peronosporales; Peronosporaceae. The record is from RefSeq and is a predicted model, not a curated record. Gene Ontology annotation, biological process: proton transmembrane transport. The transcript is spliced from 2 exons. The coding region runs from base 1 to 516 and encodes 171 amino acids. Gene Ontology annotation, molecular function: proton-transporting ATPase activity, rotational mechanism.
AUGCUGGCUCAACUUGUAGCUGACGUGUGUCCGUCGUCGGCCUCUUUCUUCGGCUUUAUGGGCGUUGCAUCUGCCCUAGUAUUUGCCAACCUUGGAGCAGCGUACGGCACCGCCAAAUCUGGCGUGGGUAUUGCGUCGAUGGGUGUGAUGCGGCCUGAGCUUGCGAUGCGUAAUAUUAUUCCGGUCGUCAUGGCUGGUGUGCUUGGUAUCUAUGGUUUGAUUGUUGCGGUGAUCAUUCAGGGCUCGAUUGACCCACCGAAUGGCAACUCACCAAAAUACGGCUCGUACUCGGGCUUUGCACACUUGGCUGCUGGCUUGUGUUGUGGUCUUAGUGGACUAGCCGCCGGCAUGGCCAUUGGCGUGGUUGGUGAUGCAGGCGUGCGCGCUGUGGGUCAGCAGGAAAAGCUGUUUGUGAACAUGAUUCUUAUCUUGAUUUUUGCGGAGGCUUUAGGUCUUUACGGUUUGAUUGUCGCGCUGAUCCUUUCUCAGAAGAAGAGCGACUGCCCUUCAGAGUAA